AUGUCUCCGUCUUCAGUGAGCAAUGCGACGGAGACGACGCCGUUGCUGCGUGACCAGACAAGCAGUAAUGGCUGCAUCUCCGAGCCCCAGCCCCAACUCAAUGCGGCGAGGGAAGCCCAAUUCCAGGGUGCUCCGGAAGUACAGGGUCAGAUCAAGUAUAUCUUUGCGGCCAUCUCCAUGGGGAUCUUUCUAUCCGCCGCAGAUCAGACCAUUAUCAUAGCAAGCUACGGCAAAAUUGGAAGCGAUCUGAACGCUCUCAAUCUCACCAGCUGGAUUACGACCUCGUAUUUCCUUACCUUAACCUCGUUCCAGCCGCUAUACGGUCGAUUGAGCGACAUCUUUGGCCGGAAGGCAUGUCUGCUCUUUGCCUAUGUCGUCUUCGGAACGGGUUGCUUGUUCUGCGGCCUCGCGCAGGAUAUCAAGCAGCUCAUCGCUGCACGAGUUUUCCAGGGAAUUGGCGGCGGGGGAAUGACGACUGUCGUCAGUAUCCUGAUGAGUGAUCUUGUGCCCCUGCGAGAUCGAGGCCUCUGGCAGGGUAUUAUUAACAUUAUAUACGCCACUGGCGCAGGCGUUGGCGCACCACUAGGCGGUUUGCUAGCGGAUUAUAUCGGCUGGCGGUGGGCCUUCAUUGGGCAAGCGCCUAUCUGCCUCGCGGCGUUUAUUUCGGUUUCUCUGUUGCUGAAACUGCCAGUGAAGGACAAAGGCGACUGGCGCGCGAAGCUUCGCCGCAUCGACUUUCUGGGUGCCGUCAUCCUUGUCACAGCAGUGUCGGGCUUCCUUCUCGGUAUGGACCGAGGCAGCAACGUCUCCUGGAGUCUCCCAAUCACCAUCGUUUCUUUGAGUGUCUCUGCGGUGUUGUUUAUUGCGUUCGUCCUAGUUGAGAUCUAUGUCGCUGCGGAGCCGUUUGCUCCGGGCCACAUCAUCUUCGACCGCACGCUCGUUGCGUGUUAUGCGUGUAACUUCUUCAGCUUCGGAGGCUGGCUGGCUGCUCUUUUCUUUCUGCCGUUAUUCUUCCAGGCCGUGGAUGGUGUUUCAGCGACCAUUGCCGGCGUCCGCCUCAUCCCGCAGGUCUGCGCAGGCGUAUCAGGCUCGUUGUUUGCCGGUUUCAUGAUGCGGUGGACUGGAAAGUUUUAUUGGAUCACGGUGUUUGCGUAUGGCCUCUUAACAGUGAAGGAGAAUCAGAUCACUAAUUCCGAUCUUCGAUCAGUCUCCAACGCUGCCCCCGAGGACCAGGCCGUCGUGACCGCCUGCUCGUAUCUGUUCCGUUCCCUCGGAUCGAUCAUCGGGUUAUCCCUGUCGGCCACAGUCGUGCAGCAGAUCCUCCGGGAGCGGCUACGGUCCGCCUUGAGGGACAGCAAGGACAUCGACCGGAUCGUCCAGGGGGUGCGACAGAGUCUAGAGUUCAUCAAGACGCUGGAUCCGCAGAUCCGCGACAUCGUACGGCGCUGCUACGGUACGGCUACCAACCUGGGCUUCGCCUUUAUGAUCGGAAUCGUUUUCUUUGCUUUGUUUAGCAGCUUCUUCAUUCGCGAGCAGAAGCUCAGUCGAUAG
Molecule: messenger RNA, 1551 nt
Organism: Rasamsonia emersonii CBS 393.64
Lineage: Eukaryota; Fungi; Ascomycota; Eurotiomycetes; Eurotiales; Trichocomaceae
Exons: 6
Coding region: 1-1551 (516 amino acids)
Biological process (GO): basic amino acid transport; transmembrane transport
Cellular component (GO): fungal-type vacuole membrane
Molecular function (GO): basic amino acid transmembrane transporter activity
Source: RefSeq, a predicted model, not a curated record